CUCCUGUGGCCCCCGAGGACAUGGUGAUGUCCAUCUUCCAGGUUGUGGUCACUUAUGUGUCGCUGCUGUGGUUUGUGAGGCUGAGUGAGGGGUUCCCGGACCCCGCUCAGAGGGACCUGCUGAUGCGUCAAGAGGCGUCCCGGCAGACGGGGGGCCGGGUGGUGCUGACGGAGGCCGAGCAGAUGCUGGACCUCCACCUCCAUCAGUUAAAGGUGCAGGAAAUGUCUGCAGCACUGUUCCCCCCCGCUGUCCACUUCUUCAAAGCAAAGCCUCUCAUCCAGAAGAGUCCGAUCUUCAAACUACUGCAGGACAUGCCCAAAGGUGCAGCGCUCCACAUCCACACCUCCUCUCUGGUUGGUGUUGAAUGGCUGGUGAAAAACAUCACCUACAGGCCGCACUGCUACAUCUGCUUCACCUGGGACAACUCGGUGCGCUUCUUGUUCUCCGACCGCCAGCCCUUCCCACGGUGGGACUGCUUCUACUGGCAGCUGCUGGAGACCUUGAGAGCCAAGAUAGGAAACACAGAAGGCUUUGAUAACAGUUUAAUGCAGCACCUCACACUGUUCACUGAUGACCCGGACGGGGAGUAUCCGAGCCAAGAGGUUGUGUGGGAGAAGUUAGAGAAAGCCUUCAUCGCUGGUGCGGGGCUCAUCAGCCACGCGCCCGUGUUGAAGGAUUACUUCUAUAGAGGCCUGGAGGAGCUGCUGCAAGACAACAUCAUGUAUCUGGAGCUGAGGAGCGGCCUCUCCCGGGUGUGUGUUGCUUUAUUUACACCUGAUCCCUAG
This is a messenger RNA of Notothenia coriiceps (black rockcod), 785 nucleotides long. RefSeq names its product adenosine deaminase CECR1-A-like. Lineage: Eukaryota; Metazoa; Chordata; Actinopteri; Perciformes; Nototheniidae. The record is from RefSeq and is a predicted model, not a curated record. The coding region runs from base 21 to 785 and encodes 254 amino acids. The transcript has 3 exons.